CCUACCUACCUGCAGGGAUUCAACGAACGAUCCUCCAAACCUCAACUUCAGUUCUCAGCUUACGUUGCUGCCCCAAGCUCCAACGAGACUGCGGCACAUACUCCGUAUAAAACGAAGAAACCUCCAUCCAUCCCAGCCCUAACCAUGAGUUCCGAGGCCAAGACAGCCCCGUACGGCGAAUGGCAGAGCCCCAUCACGGCCGAGCUCGUGUCGGGGAGCAACAACACGUUCAAUGAAGUCCAUGUCGAUCCGGCCAGCGGCGCAACGUACCUCGUGGAGGGGCGCCCCGCAGAGAGCGGACGAUGCGCGAUCGUCAAGAUCGACGGCGCCGAGAGCAGCGAUGUCCUGCCCUCCCAGUACAACGCGCGCAGCUUGAUCCAUGAAUAUGGCGGAGGCGCCGCUGCCAUGGGCCACGACGGAGGCCUCAUCGUCACAGAUGCGAACACCCAGGGCGUCUUCCGUCUCAAAUCAGGUGACGUCCAGCCCAUCGUGGAAGCCAAAGCUGAAGUCCGCUACGGCGAUUUCGACGUCCACCCCAAGGAUGCUAAAUGGGUACUUGCGGUUCAAGAAGUGCAUAAGGCGGAUCAUGAGAUUGACAACAAAGUUGUUGUUAUAGAUGCGGAUGCCAAGACAAGCAGCGUCCUCUGCGAGGGGGCGGACUUUUAUUCCGAUCCCAAGUUCAGUCUCGAUGGCAAGUGGAUCAGCUGGGUCCAGUGGAAACACCCCGAUAUGCCAUGGACGGGGAGCGAGCUGUACAUCGCAACGUGGGAGGAUGGGAAGAUCGGACAGCCCAGAUUCGUCGCGGGGAAAGCUGGCAAGGAAAGCGUUGCGCAGCCGAAAUGGCACACGAAUGGCGGGCUCCUGUUCUCAAGUGAUCGGACGGGAUUCCCACAGCUCUAUAUCUUCCAUCCGUCUUCAAGUGAGGCGAGGAAGAUCGAGAUCAAAGGCUUCGAGGAUGCCGAAAUCGCGCCUGCGGGCUAUCGCAUCGGAUACUCCACAUACAUCGAGUUGAACCCAGAAACUCUUGUUGUCGCUUUUACCAAGAACGCCGUAGACGGGCUUCUUCUGGUAGGUAUUGAUUCCGGAAAGGUCGUGCCAGUGCCCCUCGAUCUGGUCGAGAUCCAGCCGGCCUCUGUCCGCAGAAUUUCCAACACACGGUUCACAGCCGUUGGCAGCAAGGCCACCUUACCAGCGGCCCUGUACCAUUUCGACGUGGAGUCCAACGUGGAGACUGUCCUCCGCUCAACAACAUCCAUAGCCUUACCCCAAUCCAUCUUCUCCAAAGCCGAAGCCAUCUCCUUCCCACGGACUUACGGCAAGGACAAAACCGGCACCUCCCAUGCCCUCUUCCUCCCACCUCACAACCCCUCCUUCUCCGCUCCCCCAGGCUCCAAGCCGCCGCUCAUCGUCUCCAUCCACGGCGGUCCAACCGGGCACGUAGCCCCGGGCCUCUCGCUCACAUCUCAAUACUGGACUUCUCGCGGGUUCGCCUACGUGUACGUGAACUAUGCCGGCUCGACCGGGUACGGACGCGCGUACAUUGAGAGUCUCAACACGCUCUGGGGCGUGCAGGACGUCGACGACGCGGCCAGCUGUGUGGCGUUCCUAGCUGAGAAGGGCUGGGUCGACGGGUCCAGGGUCGGCAUCACGGGAGGGAGCGCGGGCGGCUAUACGGUUCUCCAAGCACUGUGUACGUACCCCAAACUAUGGGCGGCGGGCAACAGCUCGUACGGCAUCGGGAACCUGAAGUCGCUGGCGGACAUGACGCAUAAAUUCGAGUCGCAUUACCUGUUCGCGCUGGUGUUUCCGGAGGGCACGCCGAAGGAAGAGCAGGAGAAGGUGUAUUGGGAGAGGAGCCCUUGUCAUCAUGCGGAGAAGAUUGAAAGCCCAUUGUUGCUGUUGCAGGGAGCCUUGGAUAGGGUUGUGCCACUCGAUCAGGCAGAGGAGAUGGAGAGGGUUUUGAAAGAGGGGAAAAAAGACGUCAAGCUUGUGGUGUUUGAGGGCGAGGGGCAUGGCUUCAGAAUGCAGAAGAAUGUGAAGAGAGCGAUAGAGGAGGAAGAGUCGCUGUGGAAGAGAACGUUGCUUAGAUAGAUGAGAAGGCGAGAAAAUCUGGAAAUCUGGAAAUCUGGAAACCUGGUGGAUACGAGGAGGAGCUAUUUUGGCCCUGGAAAGGACAGGGAAGCAUUGUUUGCCAGACCACGUAAUCUGUUCCCGUACUGAGGAGCGCGAUUGAGAUCAGACAAUGCAACUUAGACAUGAGCCAGACAAGAUAUCCGCAUUCGUUCUUAUUUCUUGGUGCUAUAGGCCCAUAACCAUCCCGCCAACUCUCACCUAGCGAUGAAUUUAUGACUUGAGUUGAAAUUCGUAACUU
Amorphotheca resinae ATCC 22711 is the source of this 2371-nucleotide messenger RNA. RefSeq lists its product as hypothetical. The transcript has 3 exons. Gene Ontology annotation, molecular function: serine-type peptidase activity. The coding region runs from base 145 to 2091 and encodes 648 amino acids. Gene Ontology annotation, biological process: proteolysis. Lineage: Eukaryota; Fungi; Ascomycota; Leotiomycetes; Helotiales; Amorphothecaceae. The record is from RefSeq and is a predicted model, not a curated record.